AUGGCGCCAGGCAAGGCAAACGUCGACAAGAGCACGACGAUUCGCGCGGCGUCCAAGAGCAAGCAGCGGGCGCAACCCUCGAAUCGUGGUGCAGCGAGUCCCUUUGGCUCCUCCGCUGGCGGCUCACUCGCCGACUCGCUAUCGUCACUCUUCUCUCCACAGCCACACGGCAAGGAUGCUGCGCUUGCAUCGCUGCUAGCUUCGACCUCGAAACCACCGACGGCUUCCGGGCCCAAGUCUGGCCUGUCUGCUUUCGGAUCCUUCCCGACAGGCCAGUCCUCUGCCUCGUCAAAGCCUCCUUCGGCGGCCCCGUCGCAGCUGCUCGAUCAAAAAAGCAAGUCCAAGCAGAGCGAACCAAAGGUCAAAGAAUCUGCAUCGUCUGCCAAGCAGCCAAAGGAGAGCAGCAAGGAUGCGCAGCCACGUCCCGGCGCUGAUCAGCUGCCCAGCAAGCCAAUCGCAUCAACCCAAGCUUCCACGUCCAAACCUGCAUCCUCCAGCGUCAUCUCGUCCCCCAAGCCGACAAUAGCACAAGUGCCGGCAGGGCGCCGACCCGUGUUUCGACCUGUUCUGGCCAGCUCGACGGCCGUCACGUGGCCCGAGAUGCCGGUGGCGGGAUCCAAGACGGUGCUGCACACACUGCUCGAGACGCUCGCUUCUCCCGAAGUGAAGCAGGCCGUGCUCAAGGACCUCGGGCGGAAGUCUUCCGCUCGUUCACUGCAACCAAAGCGCCAGCUCCAAGUCACGAGCUCAGCGCCGUCCGUCUCGGCGGCUCCGCAGGUGCUGGCGGGCAUCAACAGUAUCACGCGCGCUCUGGAGGCCGAGAUCCACACUGAGCUUUCAUCCCUGCAAGCUUCAGCCGCGGAUGGCGCCAAACAGAAGGUAAAGAGCGCUGCGCUCGUGCCGCAGAUCGAGAUCGUCUUUGUCUGUCGACACGACGCCGCAUCGUCGACGCUCGUUGCGCAUCUACCGAUGCUCGUCGCUGCUCGCAAUGCCGUUUCGGCUUCCCUCACCGCUGACGACUCGGUCAAAACCAGAGGUACGCUUCUGUUUGCGCUGCCUUCUGCAUCCGAAGCAUUGCUCGCUCGCGCGCUCGGGCUGCGUCGUGCAUCCGUGGUUGCUCUUACUUCUGCAUUUUCUGCGACACAUCUCAGGCGUCUCCUUGAUGCUGUGCAGCGCGAGACUGGCAGCGUGUGUCGGUUGCGUGCCGCGUGGCUCGAAACGGCCCUUCGGGCAGCAAAGGGGUCCGAACGAGGUCCACUCGCAUUGCCACAGCUGCCACCAACGGUCAAGCUGCUCCGCACGACGCAGCCGCUCGAUCUCAACGCUUCCAAGGCCGCCAACAAGUCGCGCAGGAAGGAACGCUCGGCGCGCUGGAAGAAACGCAAGAUGCAGCUCCAGCAGUCCAUCCGAUCCCUCCGUGCCGAACUCAAACACGCAGCAAAGGCAAAGCGUCAGGCCAAAAGGGCGAGCCAGUUGUCGACCGAUUCGCCCAUGCAAAUCGACGCUUGA
This is a messenger RNA of Moesziomyces antarcticus, 1509 nucleotides long. Its product is annotated as ribonucleases p mrp protein subunit pop3 kda subunit. NCBI's taxonomy places the organism in Eukaryota, Fungi, Basidiomycota, Ustilaginomycetes, Ustilaginales, Ustilaginaceae. The coding region runs from base 1 to 1509 and encodes 502 amino acids. Gene Ontology annotation, biological process: tRNA processing; rRNA processing; nuclear-transcribed mRNA catabolic process, RNase MRP-dependent. The record is from RefSeq and is a predicted model, not a curated record. Gene Ontology annotation, molecular function: ribonuclease MRP activity. The transcript has a single exon. Gene Ontology annotation, cellular component: cytosol; nucleolar ribonuclease P complex; ribonuclease MRP complex.